CACUCCACCCACAGAAUAUUUAAAAUAAUUAAUGCUAAUUGGAAAAACAACCAAACUUUAAAUAAUAAACCCCACCAUAUAACCUCAACAUAAGUUUCUCUCUUCUCUACCACUUUUUCUCUUCCAAAACCUUCCUCACUGCAUAAAAACUAAACAUGACUGUUGAAGCUCACCAUCUCAACAUUUUACCCUCUCAACAACACCUUCUCAAUCGGAACAUGAACACAAACUCCACCGACACAAAUUUAAUCAACAUUUACAACCACUCCCCGGAGAAUCUUAUUCCAACUCCCACUCCGUCAUACAACAACCUCUUCUUAGAAGAUAACCGCCAUCAAAAAAUCACCGACAGUAACAGCAACAGUAACGUUGUCUCGUCUUACCCAAAAGACUGGAUCAAUAACUAUCAUUUCGCAUCUUACAAGAAUAGUCUAAAUGUACACCACCAAAACACCGACACCGACAACCUCAUAUCUCUACAGAUGGAGAAGUUUAGAGUGGAACUGGAAGAAAAAAGAAAGAGAGAAAUAAGGAUGAUAAUUGAAGCAAUAGAGAUUGAAAUGACUAAGAAAAUGAAAGCUAAAGAACAAGAGAUAGAAAAACUCGAAAGAAUGAACAUGAUCCUUGAAGAAAGAGUGAAAACACUUGUCAUGGAGAAUCAAAUAUGGCGAGAAUUAGCACAAAACAACGAAGCCACAGUUAAUGCCCUCCGGAACAAUCUGGAACAAAUACUUAGGGAGAUGAAGAACGAGGGAGCGGCGGAGGAGGAUGCAGAGUCUUGUUGUGAAAUUCGGUGGCGCACGGUAGUGUUAUGUGCGCAGGAUAAAGAAGAUGGUGAAAGUGAAAAGAAGAGAUGGUGCAGGAAUUGUGGAGAAAGAGUAUCGUGCGUGCUCAUCUUGCCUUGCAGACACCUCUGUUUGUGUGAUUUAUGUGUGGCUACAGUUCAUAUUUGUCCUAUCUGUCAAUCUUUCAAAAACAGUACUCUAAAUAUUAAUUUGAGUUAAUUAUCCACCCACAAGAAAUAGAAGAUGCUAGUUUGUGUUUUUUGGUUAUAUAGUGGUA
Messenger RNA from Vicia villosa (hairy vetch), 1062 nucleotides. RefSeq names its product probable BOI-related E3 ubiquitin-protein ligase 2. The record is from RefSeq and is a predicted model, not a curated record. Lineage: Eukaryota; Viridiplantae; Streptophyta; Magnoliopsida; Fabales; Fabaceae. Gene Ontology annotation, molecular function: ubiquitin-protein transferase activity. The transcript has 3 exons. Gene Ontology annotation, biological process: regulation of programmed cell death. Bases 156 to 1004 code for a protein of 282 amino acids.